Molecule: messenger RNA, 552 nt
Organism: Anopheles marshallii
Lineage: Eukaryota; Metazoa; Arthropoda; Insecta; Diptera; Culicidae
Gene: mRpS34
Exons: 2
Coding region: 1-552 (183 amino acids)
Biological process (GO): mitochondrial translation
Cellular component (GO): mitochondrion; mitochondrial small ribosomal subunit
Molecular function (GO): structural constituent of ribosome
Source: RefSeq, a predicted model, not a curated record
AUGGCAACAAUUAAAUACAUCGGCCGCACAACGGAUUUUCGCGGCAAAACGUUAUGGGAAAUUGUGGGAAAUCUUAAAAACUUUGGCGUUGGGCGUGUCGUUGUGAGAAGCAUGUUCGAACGCUAUCCAGAGCCAAGCUUCAUGAAAAUAGUGAAAGUUGAAGCACUACCGAACGAGGAACCUGCAAGAAAGGUGCGUGUCACUGUGGAGAAAACUUUCCGUGGUCAAAAGAGUCCCAACUUGGUGCAGAUUGAGAGCGUUUCAUACAAAGCCGACUACCGGUUGCUGUCAAAACACGAAGAAGAAUCAUACUGUAAGUUGGUGGAACGACAGGUGAAGAUAUUCCCGCGGGAAAUUGAGCUGCCGCCACUGUUGAAAGAAUUCAUCGCUCGCGAAACUGGUAAACCUGUCCCAAAAGUUCCCAUCAAGCUAAAAGUCGGUCGGGAAAGCAGAUAUCGCGUGGCGAAGGUAGAUGAAAAGCCGACAGUUGAGGUUACGAUGAACAUCGGCAAACCGGCGAGCCCUAGCUUGUACGCCAACUGUGAACUGUAA